UUUCAGGCCAUUGAAAAAUUUUGCCUCUUCAUCUGAACGAGGUCGCUCUUGCUGGGGAAAAUGGCAAAGAAAGUUGCAGAGAAGCCUGACUCAAGCCUUUCGGCAGCUACUGAUCCGGACACCUUGGCGCGGGUUUACGGCUUCAUCGUCGAAUUUCUGGAGAAAAAUGGGCAAUCCAAGGCCGUAGCCGCAAUUCGGGAUUCUGGCGCCAAAAUAUCGAGUCCCGAAGGGCUCCCCGCACUUUUGGCCCUUCAAAGGCAGAUCCAAGCACUUAGUGAUGCCCCAAAAGACACAAAAAAGACUGGGGAUACCAAAGCAACACCAAAAGUAGAGAAGACAAAAAACCAUAAGCCCACGGCGUCUUCAGGGUCGGAAUCAGAGUCAGAGUCAGAAUCAGAUUCAGAAUCAGAAUCAGAAUCAGAUUCGGAUUCGGAUUCGGAUUCGGAUUCGGGGUCUCGCUCAUCCAACAAAUCCAAAUCGAAGGUACAAACCAUUAAACCUGCUCUAAAGCGAGAUGACGCUUUUGCUACCCCGGCUGUUGCAGCCGUGAAGGCAGAUUCCUCCUCAACCAUCACCUCGGGCACCCCAUCAAAAACCAAGAAAGCUGACAAGCCAACACCCGUGUCAGCGAAAGCAGAGAAGAAGGGUGUUGAUGCAAAGCCCAAGCCAAAGGUCGAAGAAAAGAGUAAUUCGGCUGUAGCCAAGCAGAAAUCUGACCAAAAGGGCGCUGGCUCUAAAACACCUAAAACAAAACCUGUCGAAACGAAGCCAAACGAACGAUCAACAUCGCCCUCGAGUGAGGAUAGCGACUCUCCACCUCUCUCCAGGUCCAAAAAGCCAGUAAAGAAAGAUGUCGAUCCGAAACCCAAGCCAAAGGCCGAAUCAUCCUCUUCCUCCUCAGAGAGCGAUUCAUCCCCGGCCGCGCGGAAAUCUGAUAAGUCUGAUAAGAAGGGCGUUGACACUAAGGCGAAGAUUGUCGAAGUGAAGCCGAAGCCAAGUAAACAAUCGUCAUCAUCUGGGUCAUCCUCAGAUGACGAUAGGGACUCCUCUUUACCUGCGAAGUCUAAAAAGACGGAAGUUGACACAAAGUCCAAGCCAGGAGCUUUGUCAUCCUCGUCAUCCUCGUCAUCCUCCGAAGAGAGUGAUUCACCCUUGCCUGCGCGGAUGUCUGGCGAGUCUGGCAAGAAGGGCAUCGACACUACGCCGGGGACGAAGCCGAAACCAAGCAAACAAUCAUCAAGUGAAGACAGCGAUUCGUCUUCAUCUGCAAACUCUAAGUCUGACAAGAUGGAGGUUGACACGAAGCCGAAGAAAAGGAUAGAACCAUCAUCCUCGUCGUCCGAAGCUUCCUCGGGAGAGGAAAGCGAUUCUCCUGCAUCAACGAAGCUUAAGAAGUCUGACAAAGGGACUGCUGGUACCAAAUCGUCAGUUUCCUCAAAUGGAAACAAGGCUGUCCUGCCUGAACCGCCAAAACCGAAGUCGUCUCCUACGACGCCUGCUGCAAAGGGUAAGGGAUUGUCUUCCUUAUCUUCCGAAUCUCCGGGUGAGGAUAGUGACAGAGAUUCAGUAGCCAAGAAGCCUGGCGUAUCGACUCCUGCCCCAAAGAAAGAGAAACAGGCCAGUAGUUCAUCUUCAUCCUCAUCCUCAGAUGAAGACGAGG
Molecule: messenger RNA, 1660 nt
Organism: Cantharellus anzutake
Lineage: Eukaryota; Fungi; Basidiomycota; Agaricomycetes; Cantharellales; Hydnaceae
Exons: 5
Source: RefSeq, a predicted model, not a curated record